This is a messenger RNA of Ectocarpus siliculosus, 1544 nucleotides long. NCBI's taxonomy places the organism in Eukaryota, Phaeophyceae, Ectocarpales, Ectocarpaceae. The record is from the annotation of a GenBank genome assembly.
AUGGGGCGGUCUCACUCGUUUCGGUAUCGACGGAGGCGGAGCCGCUUGAGGACAGCCGCGGCGGCUGCGGCAUUGGCUGCAUCUCUCGUGGCCGGCCAGGAAGCCGUUGUUGACCCAUCAGAGCACACGGGUAACCGUGGGCAAACUCAAGACCAAGGACGGGUGGACUCUGUGCCACGGCAAGGUCCUGGGAAGGGGCCAGAAGGCGACACUCUGUACAAAGGGUUCAGUGCUUACGGCAUGAGAGACGUCGGUGAGGAGUGCACACCCAGCCCUCUCUGGGUCAAAGACGUCGAUGCGUCGAGCUAUGAGCUGGGGUGCGAAGACAUCGAGGAUAUGCUGGCAAACAACACGAGACUCGUCGGGGAGGGCCGUGUACGAAAAGUGUACUUGGCAGAGUACGGGGAACAAACGGUAGCUGUGAAGGUACUCCAGCACCAAUCGGAUACUCGCUUGCAGCAGAUCGAGGUGGCAACCAUGGAUGCGGUCAGGGGCAAUCCACACAUCGUUCAAACACUGGGCAUUUGCAACACCACGGUGGUAACCGAGGCCUACAUGCUGGAUAUUCAAUCCGCUGUGCGCAAGCGCAUGACGGCUCUACCGAUCGGCGAGGCCGUCACGAUGUCCUUGGACGCCGUGAGAGGCCUGCAAGCCCUCCACGAGGCUGUCGGAGGCCCAAUCGUACACUUCGAUAUCAAACCAGCCCAGCUUCUGGUGACCGGCAACGGGCGAGUGAAGCUAAACGAUUUUAACGUUGCCUGGUUCAUGAGCCGACGGCCAGACGGGAAGCCGUGUCCGUUCAAUAUGCUGGCCCAAAUACGGAAUAGCGGCCCCUGGAGAGCUCCCGAGUACCUCACCCGAAAGGACCGAAUGGCGGCAGAUUCAUUACGCCGAUGGCGUUCAUUGAUGGAAUACGCUGGGGACAACCAGGAAGACGCUGAGGACAACCAGGAGCCCAUGACGGAGAAAAUAGAUAUCUACAGGAUGGGUCUAGUUUUGCGAAAAUUUGUAGCUGGGGAAGGCAUGCGCAUACCAGGGGCGCGGGAAGCUAAGGGUGCUAUCCCCGUUUUCCGCACAACGUGGCACAGGAGCUACAGUGAGAUCGUUCAAGACAUGAUUGCGGUGGAGGCCACGCAAAGACCGUCCGCUCGCGAAGUCUCUAAGCGGUUAGAGGUGAUCCUGCAAGGGCUACCCCAAGUCCCCUAGACAACAACAACACAUCAUUUUGGUGCCCAACCGUUUCAAGCAAGUGUGGUUGUGCACCUAGACUUGUCCCAGGACGGCCGGGUUCUGAGAGAACGACUCUGAUCCUCCAUGCUGUUGUGUCGACUUUGUUGUCGUCGUUGUGGCCGACGUUCGCUGCAGUUCACUAAUGUAGGCAUGAGCCGUCGUGCAAAACGGAUGCUGAAAGCCUUGUCUGUAGCUUGAUUUGAGAUUGCAUGCGUCCGUGAAGACGUGUCCGGCCGGAGAGAGAGACGAAAUGAGUCCGCUCGCCAGUGAAGUCCCUGUAGUCGCGGAAACUACUCAAGAACUCGAUGACCGUU